AUGGCCGCUGCAUCGGGGAACUUUGAGGAGAGAUGGUCCACCGAGCUCUGCGGAGGGCGUUUGUACCACUUCUCCUGGCUGGGGGAUCGUCUGGUUCGGGUGUGGACGCCCCCGGGCUGGAGUAAAGGGAAAGUGCCGAAAGCUUUGUGGCUCAACGAUGGUCAAAACUUGUUCCGAGAUGAAGAGGCUUUUGGUGGUGCUUCCUGGGGUGCGGCUGGUACAGUUGCACACCUCAUUAGCUGCGGGGCCAUCCCCGAAAUUCUUGUUCUGGGCAUCGACCAUUCCGGCAGGAUGCGGACUUUCGACUAUCUGUCAGUGCCGCCGACUGGCUGGGACGCGCCCUGGGGCAAGGGAAUGCGCGGUGACAUGUGGGACGCACCUGGCGGAGGAGUUGACGCCUACAUGGAGAUGCUAGUUAGUGAAGUCAUCCCAUGGGCCCAAAGCCAUUUUGGAUUGUCUGAGGCGCCCGAAGAUCAGGUCUUCGGGGGGUCUUCCUUUGGAGGUAUCUGCGCACUCUACAUGGCGAGAAGCUACCCUCGCGCCUGGGCCGGCUUCCUUGUAGAAUCCCCGUCUUUCUGGGCGGGCAACGGCCGCUUUAUGGAAGAUGUAAAAACAUGGCAAUCGAGCAAGAUCUACCCGGAUCGUAUGUAUUUGGCCAUGGGUGAGUUCGAGUACACCGGAUUUCGUGGAACCGACAGACCAGGCAGCUUGGAAUGUGAUAGAUUCCUGCGAGAGGCCUGUGAGGAAUGUGCAGGACAUCUUCGCCCUCACAUUGGCUCAGGCCUGCUUUCUUUCCUGGAGCCCGGCGGUCGGCAUAACGAGCGCGACUGGGGGCGGCGCUUUCCCUGUGCACUGCGGUGGCUCUUCGGGCUCCCGAGCUCAUCUCCCCAGCAAAUCUGGACAAGGCUCCAGGGUUUUAGAGUGUAG
Molecule: messenger RNA, 927 nt
Organism: Symbiodinium necroappetens
Lineage: Eukaryota; Dinophyceae; Suessiales; Symbiodiniaceae
Source: the annotation of a GenBank genome assembly